UUCACCUGGCUCUCUAUAAGCAUUUAUUAAGGGGCUCCCUCCUCAGUCUUAGCACAGCCACAUUCUGGUAUGCAUUAGAGAACAUCACUAGGACAAAGGCAACUCGUGCAGUAUUCCAGAACUUGUGUGUGCUAGCUUGGGAGAGAACAUGAUGCUACUCCAUCUACUUGUUUGCACUAUUUGGUGCCUAUCAUCUGCAUUAACAAUAGCUGUGGAAGUACAAGAGUUGGACAAUCAGAUACUGGUGACUGGAGAAGUAACUUUAACAGAUUGUCAGAUCAAAGACCUUACAAGAUGGGAUAAAGUGAUGACGAUGUUAGAGAACGCUCAAAUGAGACAGAAUAUGCUGCUUCAGAAUUUUGAAGAAGUUAAGGCGGAACUUCAGACAGUAAAAGAAGAUCUGAACACGGUUGCAGAAAACACAUCAGGCUCCUGUAGUGAGUGCCUCAGCAGCCUGACUUCAGACAUCUCAAAGUUACUGGACUCCAAAUGUGAGCCUGAUACCGCUCUGAGAACAAAUGUGGAAAAAUCUGCUGCUUUAAGCCUUGACGUAAUAGAAAGACUAGAGCGGAUUGAAAAUGCUUUAAAGAGAUGGGAAGAUUCUGCGCAAAAUAAAGCUGAAUGUCCAGAUAAAGGGGAAGCAGCAUCUGAGCCUGAUGUACUCGACUAUUUACAAGAUUGGAUCAGCCAACGGCAAAUACCAUCAGGUUGUGAUAUGGCAAUACUAUUUCCGAUGAGAUCACCUAAAAUUUAUGCAAGCGUGCACCCUGCCGUCAUGACCCUGGAGGCCUUUACUUUUUGUGUGUGGACUAAAGUGACAGAAGCUCUGGACAAAACCAUUGUAUUCUCAUAUGGCACCAAGCGUAAUCCUUAUGAAAUCCAACUGUAUUUGAACCAUCAGUCUCUUGUACUAGUUGUCGGUGGGGAUAAGAACAAGAUAACUGCUGAUAAUGUGUUGGAGACAGGAAAGUGGUCACACCUGUGUGGUACAUGGAACUUUGAGGAUGGCAAAACAUCUUUAUGGGUUAAUGGAGAAAAUAAAGCAACAAAUUAUGGGUUGGCCCAGGGUCAUAUCAUCCCUGAUAGAGGUAUAUUCCAGAUUGGGCAAGAAAAGAAUGGCUGUUGUGUAGGUGGAGGUUUUGAUGAAUCAUUAUCCUUCUCUGGAAAAAUUACAGGCUUUAACUUGUGGGAUACAGUACUCAAUGAUGAGGACAUUGUGAAGACUCUAACAGAUUCUAACUGCAGUACUCGGGGCACUGUUAUAGGAUGGGGUACAACAGAAAUUCAACCACAUGGGGGAGCUCAGUACAUUCUUUAAAGUUUCUAGAGGUUUGACACAGACACAUUCUAUGUCAGAUGCAUUCAUUUAACUGUUCAUUAAAAUAUUUUUGCUUAAAAGUAUAUCCUCCUAAUGAUAAUAAGAUCAUAUCCUGAAAUGUUUGAAUCAAGAUACAUUACAAUAUUUUAUUCAGUAUUAAAGCAUAAAACAAAGCUUCAUUUUUCAUUUGAACAAUCAUCAUCUAAGAGAAUUGUUUAUUUAUCAGUUCUUUGGAAUCAUUCUGUUUUGAGCAUUGGAAAUCCAAUAGAAUAGAAGAGAAGUAAAAGACUUUGUCAGCUGAAGGGCUGUCAUGCAAGCCAUGGGAGUAUUUAUUUUCCCAUGGCAUCUAAGUUCUAUUAUUAAGGUGUUUACACUUGUAAAAGGGAGUCAUUCUAAUAAUAUGCAGUUCCCUAACAUAUAAGCAUAGGUUCACUAGACAAUGAGUAGACAUUUGCAGAUAUGCAUCUUAGCCAUCAUGCACAUAGCAAAGCAUAGAAAUUUGUAGUGUGGCACACUGAGUCCCUGUAAUUCUGUACUAAAUAAAGACUUUUAAUAUGCUGCUUAGGUGCUCUGUAUGAUACAAAAUUUUAAAGAAGAUAUUUAAUGGAAUAAAACUUAGGGUAUUAAGCUUUAGAGUGCUGGGGCCCUCCCGCGAUCUCCUGUAUGGAGCCCGGCUCUCCCAUGGAGCGGCGCGUCAUGCCCCCUCCAUAUAUCUCUAUGGAAGAGCUCAGACCCCUUCACUUAUUUAGAGGAUAAGUUUUGUUCCAUGAGACUACUCCUUUAAGGUUUAUUCUUCGUUAUAAGCAAUUAGAGUGCUUUCACACCAUGUUUUCAGCCUAAGGCUGCCGGAUCCGGCUGGGGUACGGCUCAUUUUCAACCCGUAUUCGGUUUUCUGACUGGACAUAAAACCGAAGUAUACUAUGGUUUCAGCUCUGGUCACAAAACCGGAUAUGGGGCUGAAAUGAGAACGACCGGAGUCAUUAAGUCAAUGGAUUUCAGAGCUGGUCCAGCUGGGGUACGGGAGCGACUGUUUUCCCCGGAUGCUGGAUGGCACACACAAUUAAUGACCACCAGAUCCCAAAUAACUGAUGUCAACUGAUGUAUUUUGUCAUCAGUUGGCAUCAGUUGCAGCCAGUUUUAGGCUGGGUUCACUGAGCCAGAUUGAUGGAUAUAUGUGAACCCAGCAUGAAAGUAAAUAUUAUCCUUGCAGUCACAAGCUUCACUGUAACAGGAAAAGAGAUUAACUGUAUAAUAGUGUAUACUUGUACUGUACCCUUUACAGUAGAAAUUGUCAUCUUAAAUCUCUCAGUAUAAAAUAGAAAUGAAUGAUUUUGGUGAUUUAUACUUUUUUUUACUCACCUUACUAAUCUGAACUCUCUUAAUAUAAAAUAGUCAUUGGGUCCCUGCUAGUCCUUACUUCCUGGUCCUUUUUAGGCCCAGGACAUAGAACUACACUGACCACAGCAGUAACCCACAGUGUGUUAAGAGGGAGUAGAAAGUAGACACAUCCAGGGGACUCGAACAUAUUAGAAUGGGAUCAGCAGGAGAUCCAUAAAGUGUAUAUGAGCUAUGUUUGUUUUGUUUUUUGCUUUACCAUGUUCAGAUCUGUUUAAAAAAAAAAAUAUAUAACAUUGUGAAAAAAUAUACUAGAAUUCAUUUACACCUUGUCUUAUUAUCAUUUGGGGGAUACAAAUCUGCAAUAAAAAUGUCAGUGAACUUUCCUUGGAGGUUUAGAUUUUAUAGUACUUAAACAUACACUUAAUUUGCAGAUGUAAAUGUUAACUCUUAAGUCAAUGCAGACCUCAAAUGCAGAAUUUGUUUUGGUAUUCUACCUACUAUCGAGGGAACUUGAUUUAUCUGACUGACUAAAUGUUUGACAAACAGCACAUUCUCUACUUCUACUGUAUGCGUUUAGGCAGCACUAAGCUAACUUUAUGUGUCUGAAUAGACUUGUCUGUAAGUUCUAUUUCAAUGUGAAUUGCUAAUAUGCAAACAAACAAAAAAAUCCUAAACCUAAUUAUAACCACUUUCUAUUCAUCAUUAUACUUGUAAUUAUGUAAUUCUGUACUAUAUUGUAAAUUGAGUUUGCAAGAGUUACAUUAAAUAAAUACUACUUUAUUUUUGUACAAUUGUAACAUAGGGAAAUACUAAAACUUUAUCACACUGUUACAAUUCUGCACAUCUUUGAAACAGAAACACGACAACAUUUAAAUUCUGUUUACAUUGUUUCUGGUGAAUCUUUAGUUUUGGUUUGCACAAUAUUACACAGCAAACAUUAUUGGAAGAUGGUUACUGUUAGAUAUACAGACACUGUAUGCUUAAGAAUAGCAAUAUUUUAAAAACACAAUUUUGAAACAAUUGUAUUAUUGUCAUUAUGUAAUAAUGUCUUUUACUACUCAUUGAUGUAUUCUGUUUAAUUAUUUUAAGCAUUUUGUGGAUUCAAAGCAUUUUUCUAUAAAAUAAAUAAAUUAAAAUGAU
Messenger RNA from Hyla sarda, 3796 nucleotides. It is a transcript of the gene PTX3, whose product is annotated as pentraxin 3. Gene Ontology annotation, biological process: innate immune response. NCBI's taxonomy places the organism in Eukaryota, Metazoa, Chordata, Amphibia, Anura, Hylidae. Bases 149 to 1318 code for a protein of 389 amino acids. Gene Ontology annotation, molecular function: complement component C1q complex binding. The record is from RefSeq and is a predicted model, not a curated record. The transcript is spliced from 3 exons.